This is a messenger RNA of Closterium sp. NIES-67, 2454 nucleotides long. The record is from the annotation of a GenBank genome assembly. NCBI's taxonomy places the organism in Eukaryota, Viridiplantae, Streptophyta, Zygnematophyceae, Desmidiales, Closteriaceae.
AUCUUUAUUAGACGAACGCGCCCUGAAGUGCAUUCCAACCAAACUAGUAGCCAAAUCUCCCAAUUGGCUAGGCAUGUUUGCUCGAGUCUAGCGACCCGCCGUCACGGUCGGUGUUAGAAAGGCAGGGCAUGGUGGAUAGAUGGGGGGAGGCGAGCCGACCUCAGAGGUAAGAGCGGAGAGACUAGGUGGUGGUGGUGCGGUAGCAUGGCAACCCGCGGACAGGACAAGCCUGCGUAUCUCGAUCCCCCUGGGGAUCGAGAUCCAUAGAUCGAUCGUGCUCAACCGCCCAUUCUCUGGCUCCGGUUUUCGCCUCCAGAAUCAUGGCUGCCGACAUGAUUGGCCAUAAGACGACGACGAACGAGAGUUGCGUCGCGAAGCGCGGUCGCUGAUAAGCCGAGCUACCGCCUACAGCGAGCCAAGCAGCUCGCCGUUUUAUGGCGCAUGAGCAGCAGUCUGCGCGCAGUCUCCUCGUUUCACCCCGUGAAAGCCGCCGGAAAUGGCCGAUAGCUUGUCGCGUACUCGCCUCCGACCGCGACGCGAUCUCCUCGAUUCCUUACCCGUGCUCGCAUCCCUCGCAACGAGUUGUGGACUUCGCAGGCGUUGGGCCUCAGGCUGCAGUUCGUCCAGCCACACCCCGGGAGGCUCUCGGCGUAUUAAGUAAUGAUCCAUGGCGCCCUUUCAUCGGCAUCACCAGUCGACUCUGCCGCUCCAAGUCUUCACCAGUCAAUCCCAUCGCCAACUCGCAGUCAGCGUAAAGUCGACCACGAGGACUCGUUCUAAAGUUAGUUCCAACCAUGGCGGCGACCAGGGUCCUCGCGGUUCUGAUUCUGGUUCUACUGGCCACCUCCUGUGCGCUUGCUGCUCCUGGUGGUAACGGCAAGGGGAAAGGCGGAAGCGGAAAAGGAAGCGGGAAGGGGGGCGGUCGAGGAGGCGGAAACGGCGGUGGGAAAGGAAACGGGAAGGGCGGAGGCGGAAAGGGAGGCGGGAACGGUGGCGGCAUUCUGGGCGCGCUGACUGGCGGAAAUUUCACGGGCGGGUGGGGUCAGGGCGGCGUUUUCUCGGGGCUCUCCAGCCUCUUUGGCAACGGCAGCACUCCCGGCGACUUGGGGGGAAUCUUUGGGCGGAAGGGGGGGAACGGGAAGGGCAAGGGGAAUGGCAAGGGGGACAGCACAGAGACAGCAAGCGCUGCAGCUGUGGCAACCACUAACGGCGCGAGUGAGACAAUGAUGGGCACGAUGGGGGUAGGCAAUGGCAAGGGGCAGGGGAACGGGACGAGCAACGGGAAGGGUCAGGGGAGUAAGGGGAAUGGCAAGGGGAAGGGUAAGCAGAACGGCAAGGGGAACGGUAAGGGGAAAGGUAAGGGGAAGGGCAAGGGGAACGGCAAGGGCAAGGGCAACGGCGCAGGGAACAGCACCGAGACUGCAAGCCCUGGAAGUGGGGCGACAAGUUCCAGUGCGAGCUCCACAAUGAUGCGGGUGAUGGGGGUGGGCAAUGGCAAGGGGCAGGGGCAGGGCAACGGGCAGGGCAAGGGGAAGGGGAGGGGGGACGGGUCGGGUAAGCGCGGGAAGAGUGCGGGAGGCGUGUUGGCGCGGCUGAGGGGCAGCAGUGUGGUGGAUGAUGCGAUGGCAGCCACUGGCGAUGGCAACGCCACUGGCGUCCUCGAAAUCACCCUCCUCCAGAACGGCACGGACUACGACGUGGUCUUCACGGUGCGCAUCUCCCUCUCUGGUCCCGACUCGCCCACCUCGCUCACUCUCAACAUCGGCACCGCCGGCACCAAUGGCCUGCCUCUCCUCGACUUCUCCACCGCCACCGCCGCUGACGGCGCAUCCCCCCCUGCCUGGACCACCGUUGCCUCCCCGCCCUCCUCCUCUCUUGGCAGCGGUGCCAUGGGACGCGUGUGGGGCCGCCUGCAGCACGCGUGGGGGCGGUCUCAGAGUCGCCGUGCAGCAGGGCUGCACACGUUCACUCUCACGUGUGUGUGGGCGGGCGCCGGCAGCACUGCUGCGGCUGACGGCGUGCAGACGGUGAAAGACGUGGCGCUGGCCGUUGUCGCACAGCCCAGUGCGUUCUAUGCCGUGGUUGCCUCGCCCGGGUUCGACUCAGGCGCCGCCAGGGGGCAGUUCCAGAAGGCCCCUAAGGGCUGGGCGUUUGGGCUGAGGAACUAAGGAAUGGAGGGGAUGGGAGGUGAGGCUGGAUGGUUAAGGGAGCUGAAUGCCUGCUAGAUCCCGUGGUAUGAGAAUUCGCAGGCAGGCAUGAGUGGGAUGAGAUGGGAAGGUGGUGCAGUGUAGUUCAGCCUUCAAUCGAGCCUGUUGUUAGAGAGCCUGUUGACGUGAUUUGGAUGGUGUGGCAUGGCAUGGCAGCAUGCCAUGAUAGCUGCAGGUAGAAUCACGAGGGCAGGCUCUCAAACAACAUGUCUUAAGUCAUGCGGUGAAAUAUAUGUGCAUUUCCAAU